Molecule: messenger RNA, 4102 nt
Organism: Tachysurus fulvidraco (yellow catfish)
Lineage: Eukaryota; Metazoa; Chordata; Actinopteri; Siluriformes; Bagridae
Gene: lctla
Product: lactase-like a
Exons: 13
Coding region: 2072-3781 (569 amino acids)
Biological process (GO): carbohydrate metabolic process
Molecular function (GO): beta-glucosidase activity
Source: RefSeq, a predicted model, not a curated record
ACACACACACACACACACACACACACACACACACACACACACACACACAAACAACAGAGUGCAACGGCAACACUUUUCCAUAACAUUUAAAAAUGUUUUCUUCAUUGCUAUAACAACGCUUCUCUCUUUCCAAACAGUAUUUAAGCAUUGUUGAUUAAUACACAAAUUAGGAACAUGUAACAUGUUUCAUCACAAAUUAACAAUACCAUAUGGAGAUUUAUUCAUAUUUUACAACUAAAAUAAAUGCUUAUCGGAAGCUAUUACAAAUAAACCGGAAAUUAAAUCAGUGGAACAUUUCACAAUCUUGACCUGGACUGCUUUUAUCCAUUCACUAUAUUUCAUUUACCAACAUUUCAGCAAACACAAGUCAAACUUGAAAGAACACAGGAGAGCUGCUUGAAUAUGACGUUAAAUAUACCUUAAUGCGUUUAAUAUACUCAGUUCAAAUUAUACCAAUGUUUUAUUAACAGUAUAUGAUUUUAUAUUUAUAUCUCAUAUAUACAGGAGACUAAAUCAACAUAAAGAGACUUUUAUUAUAUAAAAUAUAUAAGUGCAGUAUAAAAACACCAGUAUAACUUAAAUAUCAAUAAAAUAUCAAUUUCUGAGAGGUUAAACUUAGUAGCUGAGAGUUUCCAAGGUUUUGUUCAGUUACAUUUCUGACGUAGUAACUUAUAGUGUUACAUUUGACAUUUUCUUUCUCUUAAGAUCAUUUACAGAAUUAAUAAUGCACUGUAAAUAAUAACAAAGUUAACAUGAAGUCCUUUUUUUUAAAUUGCUCUUGCACUAUAAAGACUGUAAAUAUAUUUAUUAGAUAUGUGAGUGUAAUUCAUGUGUACAUAAUCUAUAUGCAGUCUUUUAAAUUCAUAUUUACGUUUGCAGGUACAAAUAAAGGUAAUCGAUUUUCUCUGGAAAGUCAUUGAAAUAAAUGCCUUAUAAAUCACUUUUUGGCAGAUUGUGCAGUAUGUUUAAAGCUUUUUACUUUUCAUCACCUCCAGUGGAACACUGCCAGCUGUUGGAUCAUCCUCAUUAACAUUACUUUGCUUACAGCAUCAAAUCUGUGUUUCUAUUGAACCUGUUUGCACCAGCACUUUUCCUUUGUCACACCACUGAGCGUGAAUAGGGGUAUUUGUGUCAAUGUGUGGGUCAUGAGGCUCCUGAAUAGCAUCAGGAGCUGCUGGAUGUUUCGCUUCUGCAUGGUGGUGGAUGAAGAGCACCUUUGGAGAACAAUGUGAGGAUGAAAUAAGUCUGGAGACUUGGGUUAUAUUCUGGCAUUUUGGGAAAUUGCAAGGAGAAGAGCAGGUAUGACUGUAUAUGUGUUUUCUCACAGAGAGAGAGAGACAGAGAGAGAGACAGAGAGUGUCUUGGUGUCCUGGUGAGGAAGGGGACGAGCCAUUUCUUUGGCAAUAACAGCAAAAAGAGUGCUUUCAGAGCUUUAAUUGAUCUCUAAUACAUUUUGAGAUGUCUUUCAUACUGGAAGCUCUGGAUAAAUUGACUUAUCUCCUCUCUCUGAUAGUAUUCUGUGUCAGGAUGUCGAAUAGCUGGCUGAAACGAACACCUAGUAAUUUGGUUCACAGUAAUCUGUAAUCUGAACACCUAGUAAUCUGUGUUUGGAACAAGUUUGACACUUAUCAUUGAUUGCAUGUGAGAAAUAGUGAUCUGUGGCGUGUUUCACGUGCCUACAGGCUCUGGAUCGAUCAUAAGUAAGUUACAAACCUGAAGAAUCACAAGAUGUUUUUUUACAAGUGUAGAAGUGUAGCUUUUAUGUUGAUAACAAGCAGCUUAAGAUGUGAUCAUAAUUAAGUAGACUCCACGGUACACUUUGUUGGUUUAAAAGGACUAAAUUUAGAAAUGUAGGUUUAAUGGAGCUAGUGAUAAGAUUGUACUAGUUAAAGAAGAUUACAUACCUGAAAGCUGCUUGGACUGAGUCAGUGUAAUGUCUGAGUGAACUUUCCAUGUUUUCAUGUGUGACUCGUGAUGGUGUAAAAAGCUCAUAAACAGUUUUAUAUGUAAAAGGAUUUGACUGUUUUGAAUAUCUAUCUGGUAGGUACAAUUAUUGAAAGCCUGACACACAAUGGCACAGCACAUGCUUCUGACCUUGUGCCAUGUUCUCAUGUUGGCAUUGCAUAUUUCUUCAUCUGAGGAUUUUGACUGGACCAAGAAUGAGAAGGGAUCCUUUCAUUAUGGCACUUUCCCUACUGGUUUCUCUUGGGGUGCUGGAAGCUCAGCAUAUCAGACUGAGGGAGCCUGGGAUAAAGAUGGCAAAGGGAUGAGCAUCUGGGAUGUGUUUUCACAUGAAAGAGGGAAAAUCCACCUGAAUGGCACUGGAGAUUCUUCCUGUGAGAGCUACUACUACCUCAAGGAUGACAUCUUGUUAAUGAAAGACAUGAAGCUGAAUCACUACCGCUUUUCUAUUUCUUGGCCAAGGAUCCUACCCACUGGAAUAAAGUCUGAGCAAAUCAAUGAGAAGGGAAUACAGCACUAUGAGAGUCUCAUCAAUAUGCUCCUGGAGAAUCAGAUCACACCCAUUGUAACCCUUUAUCACUGGGAUUUGCCUCAGGUUCUUCAGGAGAAAUAUGGCGGAUGGCAGAACAGCAGCAUGGUCAGUUUAUUUAAUGACUAUGCCAACCUGUGCUUUGAGAGAUUUGGUAAUCGGGUUAAACACUGGAUCACCUUUAACAAUCCAUGGUCAAUUGCAGUGGAAGGUUAUGAGACUGGUGAACAUGCUCCUGGACUGAAACUGAAAGGCACUGGCGCCUACAAGGCUGCCCACAACAUCAUUAAGGCUCAUGCUAAAGUUUGGCACACAUAUGACAUCCAAUGGCGAAACAAACAGAAAGGAAUGGUGGGCAUCUCUCUGUCUACUGACUGGGGGGAGCCGGUGGACAUCACGAAUCAGAGAGACAUCGAAGCAGCCGACAGAUACAUGCAGUUUUACCUGGGGUGGUUUGCAGCACCGCUCUUCAGUGGAGACUAUCCUCAAGUGAUGAAGGAAUACAUUGGAAGGAAAAGUGCUCAGCAAGGCUUGGGGAGUUCCCGUCUGCCUACUUUCAGCCCACAUGAGAAAAGCUACGUCAAAGGCACCUGUGACUUCCUGGGAAUCGGCCACUUCACCACACGCUACAUCACACAGAAGAACUUUCCUUCAAACCAUGGAAGUACUUACUUUACUGAUCGGGACUUAGCUGAGCUAGUAGACCCGGUCUGGCCUGAUCCUGGCUCUGAAUGGCUUUACUCAGUGCCGUGGGGCUUCCGUCGGCUGCUUCACUAUGUGAAGACACAGUAUGGAAACCCUAUGAUAUAUGUGACAGAAAACGGCGUCUCAGAGAAGAUAGUGUGCACUGACCUGUGUGAUGAAUGGAGGAUGCAGUACUUCAGGGAUUAUAUCAAUGAAAUGCUUAAAGCUGUAAAUGAAGGGGUAAAUGUGAAAGGAUACACUGCGUGGUCUCUGCUCGACAUGUUCGAAUGGGACGAGGGCUACUCCGAGCGGUUUGGACUUUACUAUGUGGACUUUGGUAGCAAAAAUAAACAACGUUACCCAAAAGCCUCUGUUCAGUUCUACAAACGCAUCAUCAGCUCCAAUGGCUUUCCCAAUCAGAGAGAGAUCGAGAGCUGGAAAAGGAAAGCGACGGAAACCUGCACCUCCAGUAAUCAGCUUCUAGCAGCAGAUCCACUGAGCAGUCACAUGGAGCUGGUGACGGAGAUUGUGGUUCCUACCGUAGGUACCGUCUGUAUUCUCCUCACAGCCGUUUUCUUCAUGUUCCUCCUGAAAAGUCGGCUCUGAGAUCCUGAAUUCUGCAUCUGUCAAUCCUUUCUGUUCUUCUGAAGCAAAUUCCUCCCUUACUUAUCUCCAGCCGCUGAGUUAUUUAAUACUUUCUGUAUGAUAUUAAACUCUCAGUGGGAAAGUUAAAGGUUUGCUGAUUGAUCUGACGUGAAGGCUGAAUUUUGGACUCUCCAUGUGGCUACAGACAUUCUGGGUAAACAUUUGAUACUGUAAGUCUCUGAGAGCUCAUAGUGAUAGUGGGUAUGGGAAUGCACAGUGGAAAUGCAAUAUGUAACACCUAUAACUCAAAUAAAGGUUAUAUCCCUGUAUUUUGUUUCAUAA